Sphaerulina musiva SO2202 is the source of this 1486-nucleotide messenger RNA. RefSeq names its product aquaporin. Lineage: Eukaryota; Fungi; Ascomycota; Dothideomycetes; Mycosphaerellales; Mycosphaerellaceae. The transcript is spliced from 4 exons. Gene Ontology annotation, biological process: transmembrane transport. The record is from RefSeq and is a predicted model, not a curated record. Gene Ontology annotation, cellular component: plasma membrane. The coding region runs from base 1 to 1284 and encodes 427 amino acids. Gene Ontology annotation, molecular function: water channel activity.
AUGAAUAUCAACGACCCGUUGCAAGGAGCAGUACUCGCUCUUCCAUUCACCAAAGCGGCCGAUCCCUCUCGACGUGAAGAGGUACACGCAGACGACAGCGCUCAGCGCAUCCCAUUCGUUCGACGACUGCCCAAUGGAGUUCGAAACCAUUUCAUCGCCGUGUGCGGUGAAUACGUGGGCACUGUGCUCUUCCUCUUCUUCGCCCUGGGAGGAACACAAGUUGCGAAUAACAUUCCCUCGUCGGCGGGCUUGACCAUUGCGGAGACUGGUAGCAAUCCACAACAGCUACAAUACAUUGCAUUGUGUUUUGGAUUCUCGCUGGCGGUCAAUGCUUGGGUCUUUUUCCGUAUUUCUGGUGGACUCUUCAAUCCUGCCGUCACCGUUGGCAUGUGCCUUGUCGGUGCCGUUCCCUGGUUUCGUGGUAUUUUGCUGUUCGUUGCUCAAAUUCUUGGUGGCAUGACUGCUGCAGCACUCAUCUCCUGCAUGUUCCCAGGACCGCUGACGGUACAAACAACACUUGGUGGAGGCACGACUGUCGUGCAAGGACUCUUCAUCGAGAUGUUCCUGACUGCUGAGCUUGUCUUUGCCAUCUUCAUGUUGGCUGCCGAGAAGCACAGAGCGACCUUUAUUGCACCUGUUGGCAUUGGUCUCUCUUUGUUCAUUGCCGAGCUGGUUGGCGUGUACUUCACCGGCGGCAGUUUGAACCCUGCGCGAUCGUUUGGGCCAGCACUCGUCAACCGUAACUUUCAUGGCUAUCACUGGAUCUACUGGGUCGGCCCCAUGCUGGGAUCCGUUCUCGCAGCCGGUUUCUACAAAUUCAUCAAAGCCCUCGAAUACGAAACUGCCAACCCCGACCAAGACUCCGACGAUCUCACACACAUCGAGAUCAAACGCGCUCACAGCGAUGGAUCCCACUCAUCCCCGUCAUCGCCUUCAACUUACAAGCCGUCAUCACCAUCGACUUACAAGCCGUCCGAGGCCACGAAUGGCAACAACCACACAAUCCCAUUCGCCCCCAGCGCCAUGGCGACAGGAAAUGCCGCAGCUUCGAGCCACUCCUAUCAAGACUUUGCAAACACGGGCUUUAACAGACCCGCAGUGGACAGCCCCGAACCCGUCCGAAACGCGAGUUUCAACAGAGCGUCUAUCAGUCCGCCCAUGGUCAUACCUACCCAGGUCUUUGCGACCGAGGAGAGGGGCAAUACUACGUAUGCACCUGGAGUCCAGCCGGCUACAGAUAGUAAUGUGAGACGAUUGAAUCGGGGAGCGAGUUAUGUUGCGUAAGAAAUGAGAUAUCGACAGUAUGAGACAAAUAACAGAUAUGAGGAGACGAUUUUUUUUGGCUUUUUUGGUUAUGAAGGCAUGGCAUGGUAUACAAAAGGGCAUAUGGCAAUAGCGUUCUGAGCGUUUCUUCUUUUUUUCUGAAUUGAGCGUCUAUUUUUUCGAUGACGAGAAACAUGGAUAGCAUAAUAAUGAGAAACGAAAA